Rotaria sp. Silwood2 is the source of this 546-nucleotide messenger RNA. The record is from the annotation of a GenBank genome assembly. Lineage: Eukaryota; Metazoa; Rotifera; Eurotatoria; Philodinida; Philodinidae.
AUGGCUUUUUGUAAUCCAGUAAAAUGUAUUCAACCUGAUCAUUCAUCUAUCGUAACUCAUCCAAAACGUUCAAAUACUUCAAUGAAAACACUUUUUCGUCGUCAACUAUUUAAGAAAUCUUCAUCUCUUGUACAAUCUCAAACAUCUAUUCAUAAUUCAGUUCAAAAUCAUUUGCACUCUAGUGCUCGAUUUCAACGUAUCAAAGGGUCUAAUAUUGUCCGAGAAGUUAAUCCAAGUUCAGAAUAUAGUCUUAAAAAAGAUUCAACAAAUAAUUAUGAUAUGACUAUAUUUCAUGAUGAUGAACUUGAUGAUACGUACGCAGCUAUAUCUCGUCGACGAUCAAAAAAAAUUCCACGCUGGGCUAGAAAAAGUCAACUUCAAUUAGCAUUUAUCAAUCAAAUUUAUUUUAAUGAUAAAAAUCCUGAAGAUAUUUUUGGUUCAAUUCAAAUUGAUGCAGCACAUGAAAUGGUUCGUUCGAUUGAAUUAAGUAAUACAGAAUUUCCUUCAAACUACUCUUUUUCAAUGCUUCCACCGAAUUUUGUUUAA